UUGUCGACGUCACAUCCGGGGCGCCAAAUCAGCAGCGGCAGAGCGAAGUAAACAAAACCUGUGGUACAAGUUGUGUCAGCGUUCAAAUAGCCAGCAGUCAUGGACCUCAGCCCGUUUGAAGCUAAUAACUCAGUCAGCUGCCGGCUGGUCUCUCAGAUCCCCGAUGUCUGCAGGACGGAGGACUGCUGUCUUGGUAUAGACGAGGCUGGCAGGGGGCCCGUGCUCGGGCCCAUGGUGUAUGGGAUAUGUUUCUGUCCAGUUUCCAAAAAGGAGGAGUUGAAGGACUCGAAAGUAGCAGAUUCAAAGACCCUGUCAGAGGAAGAACGAGAGAACCUUUUCCAAAAACUAGAUGAAGCCAAAAGCUAUGUAGGCUGGGCCUUGCAGAUACUCUCCCCCAACACCAUCUCUACCAGCAUGUUACAGAGGACAAAGUACAACCUCAACGCUCUUUCACAUGAUACAGCCAUUGAUCUCAUACAGUAUGCUUUGGACAGUGGAGUUCAACUAAAAGAGGUUUUUGUUGACACAGUUGGCCCUGCAGAGAAGUAUGAGCAGAAACUAUCUCAGAGAUUCCCGGGCAUUGAUGUGACUGUCAGACCAAAAGCUGACUCCCUCUUCCCCAUCGUCAGCGCGGCCAGUAUCUGUGCAAAGGUUGCCAGGGAUCGUGUUGUGAAAGGCUGGAACUUUACAGAAGACCUGGGCGAAGUGGACACAGAUUACGGCUCAGGAUACCCUAACGACCCCAAGACUAAAGCGUGGCUGCUGAAAUACCUCGACCCUGUGUUUGGUUAUCCUCAGUUUGUUCGAUUUAGCUGGAGCACUGCCCAAACCCUGAUGGAUAGCAAAGCAGUGACUGUCCACUGGGACGAUGACGAAGAGGCUGGGGAGAAGGCAGCGCAGCGGCAGAACAACAGGUCCAUGCUGUCUUACUUCAGCGCCGCAGUUGGAGGCGGCGACCAAAGCGCGCCCCACCAGACGCACCGAUUCUUCACCGAGCGGAAGCUGAAGAGUGUCGACGCCCUCUGAAGACGCUCGUGGGACCCCUUUGCACUGCAAAUAUUCUGCAUAGUGCCGUUUAGAGACAAAAAAAUCCUCAGCAUACUCAUGAAAGGACAGCAUUCAGUGUUUCCAAGUCUUUUAUUUCAACAGUGCCCUCUAGUGGCAACAUAAGUGACUUACAAGAUUUUCAAUAUUGUUUUUUGUAAAGGUGUAAACUCCCCAAAUAAAUUACAUAUGAUAAGCAACACAUUUCAUUUACCAAAAAAAAAGCAUACUGAACAUCUAUGAGAAACUGCGGCUGCAAAUUGGCUCUUUUCUUUGGUUUUCACAUGACAUUUCUGAUGCUACAAUAUAGUAAAAAACACUUCCAAACAGGCAAUCUUGAAGGGAUUUUAACAGAGGAGCUCAGCUUAAAUGUUGCAGAGUGCGAGAGAUGUGCCAUCUGUGAAUACUGUAGUAUAUGAGAAGGUGCACUAUUGUUUUACAUUGUGACGAUUGUGAUGGAAACAAACUUCAAUGUGGUGUCAAGCUCAGCUGUGUUAAAGAAGGCCGUGUUCUAUUUCUGCCACGGAUUCUGAUGGGUAGUCAUAUAGAGCAUCGACAGAAGCAGAAAUUGAACCCCAAAUUAUCUUCAAAUAUCUCACUGUUCACAUAAUAGCCGUAACUGAUAACUAGAUCACAGACACAACUUCCUCCCUUUUGUUUGACAUGUUACAUUGAAGACUAUUACAACAUACGUGAGGUAAAAGGAGUGUGAGGUUUGAUAGGUUUUGUCUGCAUAUUUUUCCCUCUUAAAUAUCGCACCACAGUCUGUAAAGCCAACACGGUACAUUCCUAUCCAAAAGUCGGAGUUGUUCUCUCCCUUCUUGAGCUCUCCCGUGUCCCCGGAGGGAGUCGGUCCUCCUCUGAAUCCUCCAUCUCUUUCACCUGAUCAGAACUUGAAGACACUUCGCACGAAAUAUAACACGCAUCAAACUGAACUACUAAUAGAAAACAAAGGAAGCUCGGCUCUCAGAGCCAAACCGACGUCAGUCCCUGUUGGGUUUUUGCCUGGACUCCUGGAUCUUCUUCCCGCAGUUCAUGGCCAAAGUGGAGACGGCAAACGAAGACAGGAUCACGAUGGAGGUCCCUACGAAGUGAGAUGAGGCUCCUCUGGGGGCUCGCAGGGCUCUCCUGGGGAAGUUCAUUGCGUCCAUGUUUGCAUUGGCAGUCACUGUCUGUGGUGCAGGCUCCAUGGUUGAUGGCUGUGGAUUGGGCCUGGAUGUCAAAUCACGGAAGACGAGGCUUGUACCCGGCGAUCACAAGUGUGCCACAGCCCUGGCAGAAGGUGUCUGGAUCCCUCUGUCCUGAAUGGAUAUGUACAAUCCGUGUUUAGUAGGUCCAUUUAUUACCCACGCUUAUCUUCUUAGCCUUCUGAGGAGGCUGGCUUCCGAGUGCGUCAAUGGGAUUAAAAUAGCU
Menidia menidia (Atlantic silverside) is the source of this 2457-nucleotide messenger RNA. NCBI's taxonomy places the organism in Eukaryota, Metazoa, Chordata, Actinopteri, Atheriniformes, Atherinopsidae. The record is from the annotation of a GenBank genome assembly.